AUGCCUCCACAGAGGGAGAGAAGCAAUCUGAAGAGAGAAAGGGGCAACGCAGUUCCAGACCAUGAAUCAAAGAAGCCACGGAGAUCUCCCCGAAUCUCAUCUCAAUUGCAGCAGGAUGCCGGAUAUCUACCUUCUCCCCUAGUUAAUGAGGUAAUCUCGGAAGAAAAGCGUGAAGUUGCUACUGUUUCUCCCCCAGAAGGCCGCCGAAACCAGGCGCCUCGAGGCCAAUCGCCAGACGAGUCUUCAUGUCCCACCCAGGGUUUCUCUCAGUAUCCCCCAAUCCAAUCCAUUGACGAUGUGGAAGACGAGGUGGCCCAGGGCAUAUGGGGAUAUCUUACCCCGCUAGAUAACAAUUUUGGAGGCCAAUUGGUCCUGAAGAAGCGGGACAGCACAAAUACUACACCGGUAAUUGGAGCGGCAUCAGACAUAUCAACACCGGAAAGCACCACUUCGAAGCGUGGAACUAGAGAGAUAAACCGCGCUGGGUAUCUCAUAGGCCGGCACGCAGAGUGCGAUUUCAGGAUCAAGCUCCCCACGAUAUCCAACCGCCAUUGUCUGAUAUUCCACGAAAACAGGGGAGGAGACUUUGUUGCAAUUGUAGAAGAUCUCUCUAUCAAUGGCACUUUUAUCAACGACGCCAUCAUCGGCAGGAACAAACGCCGAGAGCUCGAAAAUGGCGACGAGAUUACCAUCUUGCAAGAAUCCAGAUUCAUCUUCAACUACCCGCGGAGUAGGAACACAAGCAAGUUCCGACAGCAGUAUAAGCUCUUCGAUAUGCUGGGCAGGGGACACUUUGCCUCAGUUUAUCUAUGCGCUGAACGUUCUACUGGGGUGAAGUAUGCCGUCAAACAUUUUGAGAAACGCCCAGGCGCUGUUCAGAGGCUAGACCGUGAGGCACUACAGCAAGAGAUUUCAAUGCUGAUGAGCGUCAACCAUCCGAAUAUGCUGUGUCUAAAGGAUACCUUUGACGAGAGCGACGGUGUUUACCUCAUUCUUGAACUUGCGCCAGAGGGUGAACUGUUCAACUGGAUCAUUAGGCAUCAGAAACUCAGCGAGGAGGAGACACGAAAAGUAUUCAUUCAGCUUUUUGAAGGUUUGAGAUACCUGCAUGAACGAAAUAUCAUUCACCGUGACAUAAAGCCAGAGAACAUUCUGGUUGUCGACAAAGAUCUUACCGUAAAAUUAGCAGAUUUCGGCCUCGCAAAGAUUGUCGGUGAACACUCCUUCACCACCACGCUAUGUGGAACGCCUGGCUAUGUUGCUCCUGAGAUACUGGCAGAAAACGCUGAAGCCAGGAUGUACACCCGGGCCGUUGACAUCUGGUCACUCGGAGUGGUACUCUACAUCUGCCUCUGCGGAUUCCCUCCUUUUUCAGAUGAGCUGUACCACCCAAGAGACUACCCAUACACUCAGAAAGAGCAGAUCCAGCUCGGAAUCUUCAAGUACCCUUCCCCAUACUGGGACUCCGUCGAUUAUAAAGCCAUGGACCUUAUCGACUCCAUGAUCGAAGUCGACGUGAAGGAGCGUUUAAAGGUUGAUGAAUGUCUCGAGCACCCAUGGAUCACCGGCAUCGACCCCGAUGAGCCUAGGGUGGCAGACAGCACCGAUGACCUAGCUGGGGCCAUCGGUGGCCUCAGGGUGUCAAAAGAACGUCGACCAACUAUGGUCCGCAGGCUGCUGAGUGAUAUACAUGAAGUCACGGUCAAGCAGGUAGUGAAGACAAAGGAAGAUGACCCUGCUUCCCAGAACAUAACGAUAUACCAGAAUCAUCCUGUGCCUCGAGCCCAGGAGCCCAAACCGGCUGGCAACCGGAACUCAAAGGAGUUCAUGGAAUUGGGUGGAAGUGGAGACCAGGUGUUAUUUGAUGAGCAGUCUGACGACUCGCUGGAGCUUGAGAGUGAGGCAAGGAAGCCGGUUGUCCAUCAGGACGACGCAGACAAGACCCCACGAGGAAGAAAGAGGUAG
This is a messenger RNA of Trichophyton rubrum CBS 118892, 1965 nucleotides long. RefSeq names its product CAMK protein kinase. Gene Ontology annotation, biological process: protein phosphorylation; mitotic DNA damage checkpoint signaling. Bases 1 to 1965 code for a protein of 654 amino acids. The record is from RefSeq and is a predicted model, not a curated record. NCBI's taxonomy places the organism in Eukaryota, Fungi, Ascomycota, Eurotiomycetes, Onygenales, Arthrodermataceae. Gene Ontology annotation, molecular function: protein serine/threonine kinase activity; protein binding; ATP binding. The transcript has 6 exons. Gene Ontology annotation, cellular component: nucleus.